AUGGCAGACCUGACAUGCACACUUGCUGGAAGCACGGGCUUGGUUGGCGGCAACAUCUACUCGAUCCUCUCGUCGCACCCCUCGGUCUCGAGCCUCUAUGCAUACGCCCGCAAGGACCUUCCCACCACCUCUGCAAAAGUCCACCCACUCAUCUCGUCUGACUCAUCCACCUGGGCCUCGCUGUAUCCCCAAGCUUCAUCCAUCUUCUUCUCCGCUCUAGGAACAACCCGUGCUGCUGCCGGAGGCGUAGCAAACCAGCGCAAGAUCGACCAUGACUUGAAUCUCGACCUCGCAAAGGAAGCCAAGGCCAAGGGCGCAACAACCUACGUUUUGAUCUCGUCAGGAGGCGCCAAUGCGACAAGCUUUCUCGCAUACCCCAAGAUGAAGGGUGAAUUGGAAGAGGCCGUCAAGCAGCUUGGUUUUGAACACACUGUAAUCCUCCGUCCUGGCUUGAUCGUCGGCGAGAGAAACGACUCGAGACCUCCCGAAUUCGCUGUUCGCAAGAUCGCCUCCCUAGCCGGCAAGAUCAGCGAGCCCUGGCUCAAGGACUUUUGGGCUCAGGACGCCGAUGUCAUUGCAAAGGCUGCUAUAUCUGCUGCUUUGCAAUGUCAAGAGGGCAAAGUCCAGCAGAAGGUCUGGCUUCUUGGUCAGAGCGACAUCGUCCGCCUGGGCAAAACCGAGUGGAACCGCUCCUGA
Aureobasidium melanogenum CBS 110374 is the source of this 696-nucleotide messenger RNA. RefSeq lists its product as uncharacterized. Lineage: Eukaryota; Fungi; Ascomycota; Dothideomycetes; Dothideales; Saccotheciaceae. The transcript has 2 exons. Gene Ontology annotation, biological process: import into nucleus. The coding region runs from base 1 to 696 and encodes 231 amino acids. Gene Ontology annotation, cellular component: cytoplasm. The record is from RefSeq and is a predicted model, not a curated record.